This is a messenger RNA of Sabethes cyaneus, 1222 nucleotides long. Its product is annotated as peptidyl-prolyl cis-trans isomerase-like 3. Gene Ontology annotation, cellular component: catalytic step 2 spliceosome. Gene Ontology annotation, biological process: protein peptidyl-prolyl isomerization; protein folding. The record is from RefSeq and is a predicted model, not a curated record. The coding region runs from base 82 to 567 and encodes 161 amino acids. Gene Ontology annotation, molecular function: peptidyl-prolyl cis-trans isomerase activity. NCBI's taxonomy places the organism in Eukaryota, Metazoa, Arthropoda, Insecta, Diptera, Culicidae. The transcript has 3 exons.
GCAAACAAUUAUUUACCGUAUUUUUCAUACAAAUUAAUCGAUUCUGAACUUGUGUUUAAUUUUCGUAUUUCUGUUAUAAAGAUGUCCGUUACUUUGCAUACCGACGUUGGUGAUAUAAAAAUGGAAUUGUUCUGCGAGGAAUGUCCAAAGGCGUGCGAAAACUUCCUAGCAUUAUGCGCCAGCGAUUACUACAACGGCUGCAUAUUUCACCGGAACAUCAAAGGGUUUAUUGUACAAACCGGCGACCCUACGGGAACAGGAAAAGGUGGGCAAUCGAUUUGGGGUCGCAAGUUUGAGGAUGAAUUUAAGGAUAGUUUAAAGCAUAACGAGCGAGGAAUGAUUUCAAUGGCUAACAAUGGACCGAAUACGAACGGUAGUCAGUUUUUCAUAACGUAUGCCGCUCAGCCAGCACUAGAUCUCAAGUAUACGCUUUUUGGCAAAGUGAUAGAUGGAUUCGAAGCAUUGGACGAACUAGAAAAGCUAACAGUGAAUCCGAAAACAUAUCGACCUGUAAUCGAGAAGAAAAUAAAUAGCGUAACAAUUCAUGCAAAUCCUAUAGCGGGAUAAAGCAGAGACUUCUCAAAUGUUUCGUGUUUAUAAUUUAAAAGAACAAACAGAGAAAGAGAAAUCCACUUAUUACGUCGGAUUCUAUUGAUGCUAUUUGAAAGGUACCAUAGCCUAGUUAUCUUCAACUCUAUUUUUUUCAUUGGCGGUGCCAUAAGUUAUGAACCAGGAAAUGUCUUUCAUUGCAAUAUUCUUUGCGAAUUCUGCGCCAAUCGGAACUAUCUAAAUCACUGGAUUAGUGAAAGAAAUACGAUUCAUACAUGACUCUAAUCAGAAAGGUAAAACAAACCAGAGUAUUUAAACAUUACCCAAUUUCAAAGAAAUCCGCCUGAUUUCCGUAUAUAACUUGAUUUUAAUAGGUAAGUUCAUAUCGAUCAGCUUAAAGGAUGUCAACCAAUAACGACACACCAAUAUUAACCUUAAAAAAUGAACGUAUAUUUUUUUCUCGAUUACUCUCACGAGUAGCCGUACCUGGAAAAUGUUUUUGUGUUUUCUUAUUGAAAAGGAUCACUUUUGAGAUAGUAUGUUCCAUCAGAACUUUCAUAUAUAACUUCCGCAGUUAUAUUCGUCCUAGUACUCGAUGCUUGCACGGCUGCAGCAGAAAACGAGACAUUAAAGUCAUUGUAAUGUUUCAUGUCUUAAUAGUUUUUUUGUUAAA